Messenger RNA from Calypte anna (Anna's hummingbird), 3048 nucleotides. Its product is annotated as tubulin monoglycylase TTLL3. The transcript has 16 exons. Gene Ontology annotation, molecular function: protein-glycine ligase activity, initiating. Gene Ontology annotation, biological process: actin filament polymerization; cilium assembly; cilium movement. NCBI's taxonomy places the organism in Eukaryota, Metazoa, Chordata, Aves, Apodiformes, Trochilidae. Gene Ontology annotation, cellular component: actin cytoskeleton; Arp2/3 protein complex; cilium. The record is from RefSeq and is a predicted model, not a curated record. Bases 163 to 2991 code for a protein of 942 amino acids.
CAGCUCUGCGCCUCAGAGAGACCGCUUCGCCACUGUUCUGGCCCUGGAAGCUGAGCUGAAGCCUUUCGCCUCCCCCCCUCUUGCCGCAGUGGGAGUUCCUGCGCAUCCCGGAAGAGAGGACCGAGCACUUCCGCCUGCCGGGACCGGACCGCAGCCGCCACCAUGACCGCCACGCUGCGCCCGUACCUGAACGCGGUGCGCGCCACGCUGCAGGCUGCGCUGUGCCUGGAGAACUUCUCCUCGCAGGUGGUGGAGCGGCACAACAAGCCCGAGGUGGAAGUCAGGAGCAGCAAAGAGCUGCUGUUGCAGCCAGUGAUCAUCAGCAGGAACGAGAAGGAGAAGGUCCUCAUCGAGGGCUCCAUUAACUCUGUGCGUGUCAGCAUCGCGGUGAAGCAGGCUGAUGAGAUCGAGAAGAUCUUGUGCCACAAAUUCAUGCGCUUCAUGAUGAUGAGGGCUGAGAACUUCUUCAUCCUGCGCAGGAAGCCCGUGGAGGGCUAUGACAUCAGCUUCUUGAUCACAAACUUCCACACGGAGCAGAUGUACAAGCACAAGCUGGUGGACUUUGUCAUCCAUUUUAUGGAGGAGAUUGACAAAGAAAUCAGUGAGAUGAAGCUCUCUGUCAACGCGAGGGCCCGCAUUGUGGCAGAGGAGUUCCUCAAGAACGCCGUGGUGCAGGACCCCGUGGCCCCUGACGCCUGUGCCCGCCGGGCACUCUGCCUGUGCCCGCUGCCCUGCAGCCCCUGGCCGUGCCGGGGGCCGUGCCGGCAGCAGCUCCCGCUUGCGGCAGAGCGGUCCCGGCCGCUGCCGCUGUCUCGGCAGGUGGCCACCAGCAGGCACCAUGGCUACCACCACCCUCGUCUUGAUCCUGAGCGGCUCAAGAGGGCCAGGAUGCAUGUGGAGAGGGCCAUCAAGGAGAAGAAGAUCUUCAUGGUACAGGGCCCCUACCCCAUCAUCCGCAGCCUGCUACGUGCUCGGGGCUGGGUGGAGAGGAAGUUCCCCAGGGCAAGCAGGCAGAUGGAGCAGCAUCAUGGCUGCCAGAAGCAGCUCCAGGAAGAAGAGGAAGAAGGUGAUGGUGCUGACCAGGGGGAGGCAGUGCCUUCCCUGGGGACAUCAGAGUCCCCAUGGCCACCUGAGGAGGAAGAGGAAGAGCAGUGGGAGGAGGACCCUGAUGGCAUCCACAAGUUCAUGUCCCACCUGGUGCGGGACCAGGUGCCAUACUUCAUCUGGACCAACCGCUGCAAUGCUGUUGACUAUCGGCGGCUGCAGCAGGACCAGGUGGUGAACCACUACAUAGGGGCCAGCGCCUUUACCACCAAGGAAAGGCUGUGCCUCAGCCUGCAAAACCUGCCCUGGUGUGACCAGGCUGACCCCAACACCUUCUUUCCCCGGUGCUACCGGCUAGGGUCUGCAGAUGAGCAGCAAGCCUUCAUUGGUGACUCGCAGCCUGCUCAAAGGCUGGGAUCUCCCCUGCUCCCACAGCUGGUGGAGGAAGCCCUGCGGCUCUGUGGGCAGCACCUGGGCAGUCUGGGGCACCAGGACAUCGAUGGGGACACCUUGUCCCCCGGCAUGACAGGCACCAACUGGCACCGCUUCCUGCAGGAUUACUACCGUGUGGUGCAUGAGGGGGCUGUGCUGGCACUGACUGGGGCACAGCGGGACCAGUGCCGGGCCCUGCUGCAGCACAUGGCGGGGUGGCUGCCCCAGCUCAGCAUGGAGGGACACAGCAACAUCUGGAUCCUCAAGCCCGGUGCCAAAUCCCGCGGCAGGGGCAUCACCUGCACAGCACGGCUGGAGGAGGUGCUGCAGGUGGCAAAGACCUGCACGGCAUCCAUGUCGUGGGUGGUGCAGAAGUACGUGGAGCGGCCCCUGCUCGUCUUUGGUACGAAAUUCGACAUCCGUCAGUGGUUCCUGGUGACUGACUGGAACCCACUGACUGUCUGGUUUUACCGGGAGAGCUACCUGCGCUUCUGCUCCCAGCCCUUCUCCCUGCGCCACCUGGACCCCGCCCGGCACCUCUGCAAUGUCUCCAUCCAGAAGCGGUACCGGCCGGCACGGAGCCGGCACCCCCAGCUGCCCCCCGACCAGAUCUGGUCCUGCAAGCAGCUCCAGGCACACCUGGCACAGGUGGGGCAGCCAGGUGCCUGGCACCAGGUGAUGGAGCCUGGCAUGAAGGCAGCGGUGGUGGGGUCCCUGUGCAGUGCCCGGGAACUGGUGAAGCCCCGCAAGAGCAGCUUUGAGCUUUAUGGGGCCGACUUUAUCUUUGGGGAGGACUGCCAGCCCUGGCUGCUGGAAAUCAAUGCCAGCCCCACCAUGGCCCCCUCCUCAGCAGUGACCAAACGGCUCUGUGCCAGCGUCCAGCGGGACAUACUGCGUCUGAUCAUUGACCACAGGCUUGACCCUACCUGCCCCACCGGCGCCUUUGAGCUCAUCUACAAGGAGGCUGUUGUGCCCCAGCCUCUGUUCAUGGGGCAGAAGCUGAUGGUGAAAGGCUGCUCCCUGAGGAAGCCCCGGCCAGCCCAGCACCGUUCCUCCAGCAAGGCCCCCACCACAAUGCUCAGCCCCACCAAGUCCUCUGCACCCCUCAGCUCAUGGCACAAAGCCCCCCUGGUCCCUCAGCUGGAAGCACUGCAGAGGGAGCUGGCUCCUCUGUGGCCACAGAGCCACCCCUGCCCCCCCAUCUCUGCCCCCCUUGCACCACUACCACAGUCCUCUGUGUGCUCUGCUGGGAGUGGGGGGCUGCCACAGAUUGGCCCCCUGCACAGGCAGCCCCAGGAAGCUCUGCCCUGGCUUAGUGUCUGUCCCCUGACCAGGCUGCCUGUCGGGCCACCUCAGGGAGCACCAUCUGGCAGCCACUGGGGACCAAUGAGCCGAGACCCAUCCUGCCAGGGAGAUGUAUCCACUCAGCGCCUGAACCCCCUGGCCCUGCCCAGGGUCACCAAGUCCCGCUGCAGAGCAGAAGCACCUGGUGGCUCCUGGGGAGAUGCAGAAUAGCUGUGACACUGAAGGACACUGAGGAGGGGAGAGCAUCCUGCCCAUCUGGGCUGGAGC